Messenger RNA from Guillardia theta CCMP2712, 1653 nucleotides. RefSeq lists its product as hypothetical. The record is from RefSeq and is a predicted model, not a curated record. Gene Ontology annotation, molecular function: protein binding. The transcript is spliced from 2 exons. NCBI's taxonomy places the organism in Eukaryota, Cryptophyceae, Pyrenomonadales, Geminigeraceae. Gene Ontology annotation, cellular component: extracellular matrix. The annotation marks the transcript as partial.
AUGCUGUUCGCGCUCAGUCUAGCAUGCCUUGUUCUAAGGGCAAACGGGGAAUCAGUGAGCUGUGGAGGAUGCUCUUUCUCAGUAUCAAACUCUGGGGUUGUCACAAGACAAGGAAACUGCGCAUAUAGCUGUAUCAACCUCCAAAUCUCCAACUCAAAUGCAUACCUUGUUCCAGCAGGAGUCUUGAAUAAUUUAACAAGCUUGCAAUCUCUGGAUCUCUCCACGAACAAGAUAGCUACUUUUCCAGCUGAGAUAUCAAGUCUCACCCGCUUACGCUUCUUGCAUCUUGCGUCGAAUCGGCUGACUAGCAUACCUGGUGGAAGUUUCGACAAGCUGAUAUUCUUGACACAACUGGACCUCUCAGUGAAUUUGCUCACCAGCAUCCCUCCCGGAGCCUUCGAUGCCCUUACCAGCCUCACAACUUUAUCCCUGUCCUCCAACCAGCUCGCUAGUUUUCCAACGGGGACCUUCACAAACCUUCAGCGUCUUGAGCAAAUGGAUCUCUCCUCCAAUCAGUUGAAGGCCAUACCUGCUGACAUCUCGACCUUGACCACUCUCACUACUCUGAAGCUCUCGGGGAACCAGCUGACUACGAUACCUACAGGGUUCUUUUCCAACAUGAUGAGCUUGACGAGCUUGGAUCUAUCUUCGAACGAGCUUACCAGCCUCCCUUCUGGGAUAUUGAGCAUAAGAAGCUUGAUAUUCUUAUAUGCAUCUGGGAACCAACUGACCGCGAUACCUUCUGGAUUUUUUUCAGGCUUAAACAGCCUGCAGAGACUGGAUUUGUCGUCCAACAAGUUGACCAGCCUGCCUGCUGGACUAUUUGCUAACCUCAUCAUCUUGGACUCGCUUUCUUUGGCCUCCAACCAGCUCGCUAGUUUUUCUGCCGGUUUCUUUUCUACGUUGAACAGCCUCAAGACACUGGAUCUCUCCUCCAAUCAGUUGAAGGCCAUACCUGCUGACAUCUCGACCCUGACCACUCUCACUACUCUGAAGCUCUCGGGGAACCAGCUGACUACGAUACCUACAGGGUUCUUUUCCAACAUGAUGAGCUUGACGAGCUUGGAUCUAUCUUCGAACGAGCUUACCAGCCUCCCUUCUGGCACCCAGCUGACAGGAUUGGGGACUUUGAAGCUAGCCUCCCUUCAGCUCACUACUGUUCCCGUUGAGAUCUUGAGCAUGAAGCGCUUGGCGACCUUGGAUCUUUCAUCCAACAAGCUGGCAAGUAUUCCAGCCAAUUUCUUUUCAAGCCUUCAAACCCUCACGUUUCUCGAUCUCUCCCGCAACUACUUGGUCAGUCUCCCCGUAGGAAUUUCAAGUCUGAAAGGCUUGACGACGCUACAUCUCUCUGGAAACCAGCUGGCAAGCAUUCCUGAUGGUGUCUUGAGCUUGACCAACCUAAAGAAUCUGGAUUUGUCUUCCAACAAAUUGCAGAGCCUGCCUGCUGGAACCUUCACAAACCUCUCGAGCUUGGAAGAUCUCAGCCUCUCUUCGAAUCAGCUUGCGAGCCUUCCUCCUGGUUUCUUUGCUACUCUCAGAAGCCUCACGACUCUCGAUCUCUCCAACAACAAGUUCACAAGCUUGCCUCCUGGCAUUGAAAGCCUGACUAGUUUGAAGUAUCUUUACCUGCAGAACAAUUUGAUUUCCAACAUC